AUGGGGCCAUCAGAUGUUUUCGAUGGCAGCUAUUUUCUGCACCUGAAUGUUGGCGACCUCAGCGACGGGGUGCAUCUGAGACCCGGCGCCACGAUUGCCUUGCAAGGCUGGGCUCACGGUCGCUUCCUGCGCAUGAACACGUCGAUAAUCGAUGCCUCAAUUCCCACGGACUGGACUUGGGAACGCUUCACCGUUGUUGAUGCCGGAAACGGGAAGAUCGCGCUGCACAACACCUUCCACAACCGCUUCGUGCUCAUGAGCAGCACGGGGAUGGACACAAGUGGCUUCCGGGCUGCCGAUGAGCUUCCUUCAGACGCGAUUUGGGAGCGAUUCACUGUGGUCGAUGCCGGGGAUGGCUCCAUCGCUUUGCACAGCGGUGUCCACAGCCGCUUCGUCUCCUUGUCGGAUGACGGGAUCGUGGGCGUGAGCGAAGAAAGGAAUGCAUCAGAUCUGCCGUCGGCCAUUGAGCGCUUCCGUGUCGUGCAGGACUCGCUUCCAGAUCCUGAGAGCUGGGAGCUCUUCACAGUUGUCGAUGCUGGGGAUGGAAAGAUCGCGCUCCACAACGCUGUGCACAACCGCUUUGCAACCUGGCUUUGGGGAUUCCUGGUGAGGAUGAACGGCGAGGACAUGGAGACCAGUGUCUCGAAGGCCAGCAGUGACUUCCCUGUGUAUUCCGCCGAGGAGAGCUUUGCAGUGAGGUAUUUCCCUUCAACUGGCGAGAUUGCUUUGCACAACACGUUCUUCAAUCGCUACGUCCGCAUGACAGAGCUGGUAGUGGACAGCAGCGAGCAAGUCGAUGAGCAGGACUUUCUUGAUGUUGUCCCCGAGCAGAACUUCAAGAUCGUGACGGUCGCCGGAGUCCCCGAAGUCUCCGAAGCUUUCACGCAGGUGUUUGCACUUGAGAGCCCCGAGUUCGCAAAAGGCGACGGCGAAGAGAGGCAUCUACGCUUUCGCUAUUGCAUGAAGACAGUGGAAAUAGGCCGCAUGAUGCUCCAGUCCUGGGAUGGUGCGAGUUGGACCACAGAGUGGUCUCCGCGUGGUUACCAGAUCGGUGUUUGGAACCGAGCUGAUGUACGGUUGCCGGAUGAUGCGCAAGCAUUGCGCUUCCUCGGGAUCACGAGUGGGCCGGACAGCAACAUGGGUCUAGCAGGUCUAGCUUUAGACUUAUUGCAGACUUUCAAUCUUUCAACAGCAACUCCAUUGCCGAACUACGAUAUCGUGGCGUGCAGCUUUGAGACCGACUCCUGCAGUUGGAGAGCCGUGAGUGACCAGGCUUGGAGGCUGGGAACUGGCUGGACGCCGUCAUCUGAUACAGGACCCUCGGCUGCCUUCGAUGGCAACCGCUACAUGUACCUGGAGGCGAGUUCGCCGAAUUAUCCCAACAAGGUGUUUGUGCUGGAAAGCCCCGUGUUCAGAAAGUUCGACGGUGAAGAGCGGCACAUGCAUGUCCACUACCACAUGCACGGAGAGUCCAUGGGCCAGCUGACACUGCAAUUCUGGCACGGCAUGCAGUGGACCACUGUAUGGUCGCUCUCCGGAUCCCAGGGUGACGAGUGGCAUCAUGCUCUCGUGACACUACCAGAAGAUGCACAAGCACUCCGCUUCCUCGGCAUGACCGGGACAGGCUGGGCCAGCGACAUCGGCUUAGAUAAGCUGCAAGCAGCCGGCGCGUCUUCUAUGGUUGAAUGCAGCUCUCCUCGUACUGCAUGUGACUGGACAUCGGGAACCGUUGACCAGGAGUUCGUGUUGCAGAGUCCCGUGUUUACAGAGGGCACUGGCUUAUACUUCGAAUACCGCAUGUACAGCUUGAAUGGUGACUCCAUUAGCAUGCAGCUACAAGCUUGGAAUGGAUCCCUUACAGAAUGGCAAACCGGUGACUUGGCAGUGCACGCAAUAAGAACAGCCGUCGCGGUGGAAGACUUGGCUUGCGAUGAUUUUCAGGUCAACUGCCUUUGGUUGGAGCAUGGCACUGUUGGUCCCAACAGGGCGGCGUGGAGAGUGGCGGACGUCGGUUUGGAAGCCAGCGGGGAGAAGAGCGAAACAGCUGUACUUGACAGUGCCCACAUCCGGAGCGUUGGUUUCGAGGCCGCUUUUGUUCUCAGCUUCCAAGUCGUUGGGCCCACAGCAGGCCUGGAGAUGCAGCAACUCACUGAGACCGGUUGGAUGCAUCUCCAAACCACAGCUAUCUCUUCUAGUUACUCUGGUUGGCAACUGGUCACGGGCCCGAUCUCGGUGCAGACGCGGGCGCUACGCCUGCUAGCGACAAUGAACAGCACGACAGAUCUUGUGAGGGUCCGCUCAUUCCAUUCAGAGACGGGCGCUUCCCGAAGCGUUCAAAGCCUCGAGGAUGCGCACUGCGACUUCGAGGAUGGCUUCUGCAAAUGGACGGGGGACUGGCUGCGAACCGAUGGCAGCAGUGCGGCGUUUCGUGGCCAGGCAUUCGCCUCUGCCUCGCAGACAAGAGCGCUGGAUUCAGCUACAGAGGUGCUCUUGAAGAGUCCGUUUUUCCCCGGUGCUGAUGCGGUCGACCUGGCCUUUGCCUUCCGCAUGCGUGGGUGGGCAUCCUUCAAGCUGUCACUAGACAUGUGGAGCUCGGAUGGCUCUUGGCAGGAGCGCUGGUUUGAGGAAGGCCAGCAAGGGGAGGGUUGGCAGCAAGUCAAGCUGCGCCUGCCAGCAACAGUUAAUCGUGUUCGCUUCAGGGGCUAUAUGCCCCCAUACAGUUCCUCCUUUAUCGCAGUUGACGACGUCCUGCUGCUGUCUUCGCAUGAGCAUGCUAAGCCGACUACCAUGGUCCUAGCUGGUGGGCACCAUCACCAGUGCGGCCUGGCUUUUGGACAGCUCAAGUGUUUUGGAAAGAACAGCGCAGGGCAGUUGGGCUACGGCACUUCCGACGACAUAGGCGAUGACGAGGACGAGGUCGGUCUGCAAUUGCCCGUGGUGGACGUUGGAGGUACAGUCUUGCAGGCCUGCGGUGGAGCUAAUCACACUUGCGCUGUUCUUCAGCGUGGCUCCCUGAAGUGUUGGGGGUCGAACAUUUAUGGGCAGAUAGGUUCUGCAAACGCGACUGGCCUCGGUGAUGAUCUCAACGAAAUGGGGGACUCGCUGCCUGCUGUCGAUCUGGGCAAUGGCACAAAGGCGAGCCAGGUUGCCUGUGGCUCUGCCCACACUUGCGUUCUACUUCAUGACGGGGCCAUCAAGUGUUUCGGGUACAAUGGGGAUGGGCAGCUGGGCUUGGGCGACAGCAUGAACCGCGGAGAGCAGAGCUGGCAGAUGGGAGAUGCGCUGCCCACUCUGGAUCUGGGCAGUUUCAGAGCAACCCAGGUCACUGCAGGUUUCCGGACUUCAUGUGCCCUUUCCUCGGAUCGCGUGCUUUGCUGGGGACGUCAGUUCCCCAGUUGGGAAAUCGUGGACAACGUUUCGUCGCUUGCGACCAUCGGCUUCGACCAGCAGGCGACGCAGAUCGGAGCAGGCGAACACCACGCCUGCGUUCGUCUAGCAGAUGGACGCAUGCGAUGCUGGGGUCAGAAUGAAGACGGCCAGCUUGGUCUCGGUGACACCGUUAGUCGAGAGGCCCACGAGGCAGCUGAUGUCGACCUCGGCUCCCCAACCACACAGAUCUUCGUGGGCUCGCAUCACUCCUGCGCAGUCUUGCAGGAUGAGAGAACCCUGUGUUGGGGUCGCAAUAGCGACCGGGAGCUUGGGCGAGGCACCGCAAUCCCUAUCUACACAAGCCCAGGAGAAGUGCUCGUGGAAAAGGUCCAAAGCCUGUCGAUGGGCGAGGGGCACAUCUGCUUUUUGCAGAGCGGAGGCUCCAUGUCGUGCUUCGGUGCGAAUGACCACGGCCAGUUGGGGGUGCCACUUGGCGAGGAGUCGGCAGAAGAUGGAGCAGCUCUGGUGCCCCGGCUUUUCAGCGCUCGGACGCCAAGAGCCGAAGGCUUGGAGUCCGUUCGCUUGUCGGGAGGCUCCAGCACCUGGGGCUUCCUCGAAGUGCUGCGCGAGGGCAUUUGGUCACCGGUGUGCGAUGAUGGCUUCGACACGGCCGCAGCGACUGUGGCUUGCAAGGACCCCGCACCAUGGGGGGACUUGGGCAUGGCUGCUGGGAUGCCUUUGGAUUCCUUUUAUGUGCUCAACAACACUGCCUUCGCAAUUGAUGACAUCAGUUGCAACGGCGAAGAACUGCUUGCACGCGAGAGCUCCAAAGGCGCGGAAUCCCGAUGGAAGAGUUUUGAUAGAGUGCAGUGCAGCUGGGAUGACUGGGUCGACUACACCGUCGCAGGGCCGAGGGCCCGGCAUGGGCAUAGCAUGGUCUGGGAUGCGGAGCAGCAAACCGCUCUCAUCUUUGGCGGACCUCUGGCAAUAUCACUGGCCUUCCCGAGCCUGGACAUUGCUGCCAGCCAAUGGUCCAUCACCAUCAACCAGGCACUGACGCAAGAGUUCUCGAACAUCCCCACGGGUCCGGCCACUGCCAAGAGCAAUAGAGGGAACAUGGCGGAACACCUGCUUGCUAUGUUGAAUGUAAUGUCCGUGUAG
This is a messenger RNA of Symbiodinium sp. CCMP2592, 4530 nucleotides long. The record is from the annotation of a GenBank genome assembly. Lineage: Eukaryota; Dinophyceae; Suessiales; Symbiodiniaceae.